AUGGCCGAAGACGGUCAUGCCGCAGGCGGAGCCCCCACUGCUCACGCCGCCCCGGGAGCCCCCGGAGCCGGUGGUCACGGCCCGGCGGACAACCUUGCGAUCAACACCCAAAUCAAAACCAAUGGCAGCGGUCCCAACGGCGUCGCUUUGGAGGAAAUUGCGUCCCUGACAUCACCUCGUCUCUUCACGCCCAACCCAUUCAGUCGCAAGAACACUUCCCUGGAUAUUGACGACUAUUUUACCGGACCCCGCGAUAUCCAGAAGCACUCGAAAUGGCCCAUCUUCCUACAAAUGCACGGCAGCAUUCUUCCCAAGCUGAUCCUCCCGCUGCUUUCCAUUGGCGCGUGGGCGACAUGCGUCACAUGUAUCCAUGUGUUGGUCACACCAAUCAACAUCGGCAGCGUGCUCCUUACCGUCCUCGGUUUUGUUGUCGGUCUGGGACUGUCGUUCCGGAGCUCGACCGCAUACGAACGCUACGCCGAAGGUCGCCGGUACUGGGCCCAGCUGAUCCUGGCGAGCCAGAACCUCGGGCGCGUCUUCUGGGUCCACACGGCCGAGCGGAGCGACAUCCCCGAGGACCAACAGGAGCAGCACAAGCGCCGCGACGUGCUCGAGCGGUUGACGGCCAUGAACCUGGUGGUGGCCUUCUCCGUCGCCCUCAAGCACCGCCUGCGGUUCGAGCCGUACACGUGCUACGACGACAUCGCCAACCUCGUGUCUCACCUCGGCACCUUCGCGCAGGCGGCCACCACGGACGACCCGGACAACGCCCAGCGCGCCUUCAAGCGCCACGGCUUCUUCAAGAGCGUCGGCGAGUACCUGGGCGUCUCCUUCGCCGAGAGCAACCCGCGCAAGGCGGUCAAGAAGGCCGGCCGCCCGCUCGGCAACCUGCCGCUGGAGAUUCUCUCGUACCUAGCCAGCUACGCCGACGAGCUCUCCCUGGACGGGCGCCUCCCCAUCCCGAUGCAGCAGACGACCGUGUACAACAACAUCGCGGUGCUCAACGACGUGCUGGUAGGCACGGAGCGCGUGCUCAACACGCCGCUGCCCAUCGCCUACGCCAUCGCCAUCGCGCAGAUCACGUGGGUGUACAUCCUGGUGCUGCCCUUCCAACUGCUGGGCACGGUGGGCGACCAGACGUGGAUCACGAUCCCGGCCACGGUGGUGGCGGCCUACAUCAUCCUGGGCAUCCUCUUCAUUGGGCGCGAGAUCGAGAACCCGUUCGGGCAGGACGUCAACGACCUCCCGCUCGAGGUGUACUGCGCGCAGAUCGCGGCCGAAAUGGAUGUUAUUGCUGCCCGGCCCAAGCCCCGCAGCCGCGACUGGAUGGAGUCGAUCGACAACCGCGUGCUGUGGCCGCUGUCGAGCUCGGGCUGGCCCGUGUGGAUGAAGCGGAGCGAGGACAAGAUCCGGGAGGCCGUCGUCCACAAGGUCGAGGCCACCUUUGUGAGCCAGAAGGGCAAGGAGGCCGCCGUGCUAAAAGGCCGCGCGCCGUCGGAGAAGGGAUAUGCUAAGGGGUCUGUGAGUGAUGUUUAG
Messenger RNA from Chaetomium globosum CBS 148.51, 1536 nucleotides. RefSeq lists its product as uncharacterized. The record is from RefSeq and is a predicted model, not a curated record. NCBI's taxonomy places the organism in Eukaryota, Fungi, Ascomycota, Sordariomycetes, Sordariales, Chaetomiaceae. Bases 1 to 1536 code for a protein of 511 amino acids. The transcript has 3 exons. Gene Ontology annotation, molecular function: chloride channel activity.